CUUAUUUUGGACUAGCUAUUUAACUUUUCUAUAUUUUAUUUGUCUAAAGAUAAAUAUAUAUUUUAUCAUUUUAUUAUAUUUUAAAGAAAUAAAAAGAAGAAACAAAUGACCCAAAAAGGAAAAAGACAUGAUAAACUAAAAGACAAAAACAACUAAGAAAAGAAAAGUACUAACUAAGACUACUCUAAUCAGCAACCUAAUUUUCCCCUACCAAACCCAACGUUAACCCCUCAUUAUCCCUUACAAUCCUUCACCCUUAAAACUCUCACCAAACUAACCUCAAACCUCCCAAACUCCUAAAAAAUUUCACCCCAAACAUUAUCCCUUAGUAAAUCCCGCACCUCAGGUCCUCAUCCUAUCUUCCCCCAUCCUAAUCCCUUUAAACCUCCUCACUUAAAACCCUCAACCAAAUAUUAUCUCUAAAAGUCCUAUUCCCCCCCCCCCCCCCACCCCCACCCCCCUGUUUCCCACUCCAACUCAAACUCUUCCACACACGUUAUCCUAUAUAACACACUACACAAUAUACACAGGGACAAGAACAGAGAACGAGUAAUGCAAAAAUAUAAAAAGAGAGUAGUUUUCUUACCAAAAAAGAUCUUUGAGAGUUUGCGAUUCUGAGUUCUGGUUCCCGAUCGAGUUCCAACGGUGGAGUUCUUAUUACUGUUUCUUGUUGAUUUUGGCAUCAAAACUUAUUUCGUUGCAGUUUCAUCGUAUCAACAGGUACAAUAUGUCGCUACCAACUAGAGGAGUGUGUGACAAAAGGCCCAGGGUUGAAGGGUACCAAAGUUCAUGAUUGUCGAUGAAAUACCAUUGAAACUAUGGCAAUGGUGGAGAAACAUGGAGGGAUAUGAGCAAAGGCAAGUAAAAGUUCAUUUGGGGCAUCUGGUGCAUAUGAUGGAAAUCAAACCUAGGAGAGAUGUGUUUGAGGCAUUGGUUCAGGUAUGGGACCAUAAGAAUAAUGUGUUUCGAUUCUCGGACUGUGAAAUGACACCGACCCUAAAAGAAAUUGCAGGCUUCAUAGGGAUGGGCUCUAAGCUCCAGGGUUCUGAUCUUCGUAAUAAAAGACCCAUAGUUCUGAAACCUGUGGAAGGAACUAAGUUUUUGAAUUAUUUAAAAAUCAAUAAAAUGAAGGAAGCAAGUUUAGAAAGCGGUUGGGUUUCUUUGGAGUUUUUAUACGAAAGUUACGGGCAAGAAGAAGAAUUUGAGAAGUAUUUGGGUCAACUUAACAACAAAAGGGAAAUCGAGACAUGGAAAUUACAUAGACGCUUUGCUUUCAUGGUUGCGUUCCUAGGCUGUAUUGUUUUCCUUGAGCGAGAUAAACAAAUUGAUAUUCAUUUGGCUGGAGUAGUACAGGCAUUGACUACGAUGAAUAACCCCACUCUCAUACCCAUGAUUCUUGGGGACAUCUUCCGAGCACUAACCAAAUGUAAAGAAGGUGCUAUAUAUUUUGAGGGAUGCAACAUUCUUUCACAAAUUUGGUUUCUUGAACACUUCUAUCGUCAUCAUUUUGCACUAAAAUUCAAUGAUGAUUGGGUGAACUACAUGGCCGAGCAUGAAGAAAGGGUCGAGAAGUGUGAUCUACCAAUCGGUAUCAAAGCCUGGGAGGAAAGACUCUCUAAGUUGACUGCUGAUAAGAUUAUUUGGAACUACCACUAGUUCCCUGCACUUGAAGUCAUUUGUAUGUCCUCGCACCAUCCUUUUCUAGUACUAAUUGGGCUCAGGGGUGUCCAACCUUAUGCCCGACUUCGGGUUAUGCGACAGCUAGGUAGACUUCAAGAAAUUCCUCGAGAGGAAAACAUGAGCAUAUUUAUGUAUGACACUUCUCCAUGCUUUCCUUUUGAUAGUUAUGGAAUACUGAAGAUUUGGUAUGGAGGCAUAAUCUCCGAAUUGAGAGAAAUGGUAGAGGAUCGCGACAGGGGGCGAGUAGUUCCUGGGUACCUUUCAUGGUUGCGCAAGCCAUCCCUAUCUGAAAAAGGGCCCGAGGGGUCUAGAAAAAGAAAGUUGGACAGAGAAUCAGAGGUCAGAGCAAGAGUUUAGCAGGCCCGUCUGGAGGUUGAACAUGAGUUUUGAGCUAGAUUAAAUGAGCAACAGGCUGUAUACGAGGCGAGGAUCAUGCAAACCCAUUUAGAUGUGGAGAAAAAUUAUCAGUCCACUCUACACGCUCUCGAUAACGAGCUAACAAAUUCCAGAGAGUAUUUAGCCCAGAUGGAGGCAGAAGUGCAUGCUAGAGUUACGACAGCCCGCAAAACAGCUGUGAGGAAACAUCGCUCUAUCAUUCAGACCUUGUAUGAGGACUUAAGCAUUGUCACGCAAGCUGUGGAUCAGUUACAGAGGAAGCUUGAUGAGAAGUGAGACCUUUUUUAUGCAGAGAAAGCGCAUUUUGAAGAUGAGAAAGCUCAAUUCUUGACCCUGCAGGUUCGACAACAAGCUGAAUUUGACAAAGAAAGAGUUCAGUUUGGUGUAGAAAGGAACCAAUUAAUGAAUGAUCGAGCAAGAAUUCGAAACCAGCUUUAAUUAGCAUUGAAUCGUGAGGCAGGUAUAAGAGAGAUAGCCACUACUCGCCAGCAGCAAGUCCGAGACUUAGAGCAGAACUAUCAGGAUGUUAGAGAACCUGUUUACCAUUUAGCUGUUCAUGUUGCUCAAAGUUGUCUGGACUGUCAGGGGAUGGGUUAUGAGCAAUUUGCUAGUGAGGUGCCUACCCUCGCACGCCACUUCACAGCAGACCUGAAGCAGAUAUACCGCAUGUUAGGGGGUCAGCCUGGGCUAGAAGCACCUUGAGCAGAUAUGCAUUGGUUCACAUAGCAGAUCACAAAUUUUUGAAGAUUGAAGUUUAGUUAUAAUUAUUAGGAUUUCUAGUUCAGUAGUUGUAUUUUGAGAUUGACUCUUUUCGAGUCUUUAUUUUUAGUUUGUUGUUGAUAUUCUAGUCCCGAUUUAGUCUUUUCGAGUCUAUGGUGCCUUUCUUUUUGGUUAUUUUCCUUUACGUAUUUGUAUGGAAAAAUACUAAUUUGAAAGUCAAUAAAAAUAUUUUUGGUUGAUUCAAAAAUCCAAAUUUGUUUUUUUGUCAUGAACUACGUAAUGAUCUGAUUCAUGUUUAACAUGAUACGUAGGCAUCCCUUAAUGGGUUCGAUCAAAAUACUUCAAAAUCACCGAAAGAGAAAAAAAAAUGAAUUCACCUAAAAGCCGGGAUGAAACAUGAAAGCCUUCCGAUGCUCAUAUUAGAUGGGAAAUAAUUUAGUGCAUGGCAUGCAACGUGUGAUUAAUAUCUGCAAAAUGCUAAACCCUAACUUGUUUGUUCUUGUCUUAAAGAUAAGGUGGUUGGUUUGUGGUUGAACUGGCUCCUCACGAAUAUAACACAAGGUCCCAAAGAAAGGGGAUAAUGGCCCAUAAGGAUGGAAACGAGUCAGACGGUGAUGAAUCUCGAAGUCAGAUGGUUCAACAUGAAUCAGCAUCAGCAGAGGAAGUAAGGAUGUUGAGACAACAAAUGGCUGACAUGUACCAGGCUUGGAUGAAUGGGCAAGCUCCACCAUCUUCAAUCCCUGGAUUCCCGGAUGUGACUAUGUCAAUUCCCAUUGAAACCCCGACAAGUGAUCCACUCUUUCCUCCUGGAUUUGGUCCACAUGUUAACAUAUCCAACAUUUUUGGAACUUCCACUGUGCGCCCUCCAAAUGCACCCCUCAGAAAUAACCCACUUUUCAUCCCCACUGUACAAACUACUACAAUCCCUCAACCAACGUUGGUACAGAAGUCCAAUAAUGAGCCUCCAUCUGAAGGUCACCACGAUCAAUAUUAUUCUCCGGAAUUGACUUUUAAAGUCCCAGACACAUAUAACCCCUUUCAGCAGUAUAGUUCCCCCGCCGAGAUCGAGAAAACUGCUAAGAAUGAGGAACAAGAAGAAAUGGCUAGAAAAAUGAAGAGUCUAGAGCAGAGUGUGAGGAAUAUGCAAGGAUUAAGAGGUCCAAAAAGCAUCUCAUUCAGAGAUUUAUGCAUGUUCCCCAAUGUUUAUUUUCCCUUUGGUUUUAAGACUCCGAAGUUUGAGAAGUACGAUGGUCACGGUGACCCCGUAGCACACUUGAAGAAGUAUUGCAAUCAACUAAGGGGGGCAGGGAGUAAGGAAGAAUUGCUCAUGGCAUAUUUUGGAGAAAGUCUACCGGGGAUUUCCUCAGAAUGGUUUAUCGACCAAGAUAUUUCUAAUUGGCCUACAUGGGAUGACAUGGCAGGAGAUCUUGUUCGACAAUUUCAGUAUAACAUUGAUAUUUUGCCUGAUCACACUUCUCUCGCCAGUAUGAAGAAAAAGCCUACCGAGAGAUUUAGAGAAUAUGCUAUCAAGAGGACAGAAUAAGCUGCCAGGGUCAAACCGCCGAUGAAGGAGUCGGAAAUGAUUGAUGUUUUCCUCCAGGCACAAGAACCUGAUUACUUCCACUACUUUCUUUCCACAGUGGGAAAGACAUACGCAGAAGCAAUUAAAGUUGGGGAAAUGGCUGAAAAUGGCAUCAAGUCCGGCAAAAUUGUGAGUCAAGUAGCACUCAAGGCUACCGCCCAAGCAAUUCAAAAUGGGUCUAGUGGUUUUGGAAAUCGAAAAAAGAAAGAGGAAGGAUCUAUGAUGGCAUCAAGGUCCAGUGCUACUCAAAGGGGGGACAAACCACCAAGUCCAACAGGGACAAUCCAACUCACCUCAAAAUUUUUAUCCGCAUCAGGAUCCCCACUACUCAAUUGCUCCACCCUAAUAUACGGUUUUCAACACCCAGGCAUAUGCCCAACCUCCUCAAAGCCAACAAUGGAGGGCGCCUGCUCCACAAGGCUUUCGUCCCCAACAACAAAAUUUUCAAGAACCUUAUAAUCCACGUCCUAAUGGAGGGCGCCUGCACCUUAGAGAAUCAUACACAAGCCUGAUGCGGAAAUUAAUACAAUUGGGUUUAAUUGAACCUAUCAUGCCGUAUAAUGUGAACCCAAAUUCAAGAGGUUUUGACCCCACUGUCAGGUGCGAGUAUCAUUCUAACACUCAAGGUCAUAGCACAGAAAAUUGUUUUACUUUUAAGAGAGCCAUUGAGAAGCUAAUUAAUGACAAAGCAAUUGUGAUACAUGACGAAGAGGCUCCGAAUGUCACCAACAACCCACUUCCUGCUCACAACAAUGCUCAUGUUGUUGGGAUGAUCUGUGAUGAUAAGGAAUACAAGAAAACAGGAAAAACAGUAAUGGAAAUUGACACCUUAAAAGAGGGGUUGGGUAUGGUGACAAAGUUCGCACAAGAAGCACUGUUGAUUGUAAAAGAUGCAAGUUCUAAUGCAAAUCUCAAGGGCUCGGGGAAGUUGAUAUUGUAUGUCCCUGGAGCCACAAAUAAAAAAGAGAUAUCAGUGACUGGACCAAAAUUAUAUGUUCCUAGUGGUUUUCCCAGGUUUCGUCAAAAUCAGAAUGGUUUAGGAAAGAUGACAGAACCAAUUGUGAUAAAUCACACGACACAACUUCCAGUGACGACAUGAAAACUGUCCCAUGGAACUACAACAAAACCACUGUGACUUACAAGGGCAAAGAGAUUAUUGAAGAAAUAGAUGAAACCAGUGGCUUAACGCAUUCUGGAAGGUGUUAUGCUCCAGAAUAAUUAAGGAGAGCCAAACAUGCCAGGGAUAGCCAAUUUCCAGUGAAAAAACCUAUUACCGAAGAAGAGGCUGAAGAGUUCAUGAAGAAGAUGAAAGUUCAAGAUUACUCUAUUGUUGAUCAUUUGAGAAAAAACUCCUGCUCAGAUUUCAUUACUAUCUUUGCUCAUGCAUUCUAAAGAGCACCGUCAAGCAUUGAUUAGAAUUCUGAAUGAGGCACAUGUUUCGGACAAAACAACCGUAAGUCGCUUAGAAAAGAUGGCCAAUAGAAUAUUUGAGGUGAAUAGAAUCACUUUCACCGACGAUGAGUUGCUUAUGGAAGGAGCCGGACAUAACAAGGCUUUGCAUUUAACUGUCAAAUGUGAAGAAAAUUAUGUGAAAUGAGUCAUGAUUGAUGGAGGAUCGGGUGUGGACAUCUGCCCCCUCUCUACUUUGCAGAGUUCGAAAAUCAGCAUAGAUAGAAUUCGUACUAACAAUGUGUGUGUUCGAGCUUUCGAUGGCGCAAAAAGAGACGUCAUUGGUGAGAUUGAUCUUACUUUAAAAAUUGGACCUGUUGAUUUCGGGAUCACAUUCCAAGUUAUAGACAUGGACACUUCCUACAACUUGAUUUUAGGAAGGCCAUGGAUCCAUGCAGCCAGAGCGGUGUCAUCUACUUUACACCAAGUUGUCAAGUUUGAAUAUGAGAAACAAGAAAUUAUUUUUCACGGUGAAGAUGAUCUUUCAAUAUAUAGAGACCCUUCCGUCCCAUGCGUCGAGGCCAAGGAAGGUUGUGAAUCCCUCGUAUUUCAGACCUUUGAGAUAGUGGCAGUUGAUCAGUUUAUGGAAGGGAAGCCUAUCCCAGAGCCUCAUCUAUCCUCUACUUCGGUCAUGGUGGCUACACAAAUGCUGCAAAAUGGUUAUAAGCCAGGAAAGGGCUUGGGGGUGUCGUUGCAAGGAAUUGUUUACCCUAUCUCUCCAUUUGGUAAUCAAGAUACUUUUGGUUUGGGCUUUAGGCCAACUAAAGAUGAUAGGAAAUGGGAAAAAGAGUAGAAAAAUAAGGUUUGGAAAUUGCCAAGUCUUUUACUAGGUCACGUCUUGAAGAGAACAAGGACAUGUCUGUCCAAGAUGACAUGGACGAAAUAUGUCAAGGUCUCAAAGAAAUGUUCUAUGGGGUAAACAUGGUUCAGAUUGGUGAAGGCCCUAGUCAUGCAGAUGUGCAACGUAUUGGCCAAGAAUUCAAGCUCACCAACUGGGAAGCUACUCCUCUCCCAGCAAGGAAGGUGUCUUGGUAGUUUAUUUUGAUGUUUUUCCUAUAUUUGUAUUAUUCCCUGGGUGGUAAUCCAGAUAGUUUAGUUGCUAUGCUCUAAUGUUAACCCUUCUAUCCUUUCCAAUUCAAUAAAAUAAAGUUUCAGUUUUUUGGUCAAUUUUAUCUUCUCCUUUUCCCUAAUUUUGUUAUUUAAUUUUCAUUUCAGUUUCAUUAAUGUCGGCUUUAAUAACAUGACAUGCAUGCGGAAUUCACUCCCAGAUCUUAAUGUUACACCCCGGAAAAUUUCGCGCUACCAAGGUCGUAGACGGCUUAGUAUGGGUCUGAGGAAGAGCAAAGUUAUGUGAGGAUUAAGGAGAAAGGUUAUAUUACAAUAGUGUAAUAAUGGCAUAUAUAUGACAUGUGGAGAGCAUAUGGGGUGAAUCGGUUCAUAUGUCACUUGCCGAAAAGCCCUCGUUGUUGUAAGCAAAGUGGGGCACACAUGCUGGAGUUUCAUGAAGGACAUGUGAAGAGACAUAUGAGUAGUAUAUGGAAAUUUGAGCAAGUCCUAAGAAGGACCCAUAAGCCAAACCCUCCAAAAGGACGAUUUAAGGAAACAGUUUCGGAUGAUCAGACUUGGAGGGGCCAAAACCAUAUUAUAAGUUUGGAAUUUGGAAAAAAACCAAGAAUGAAAGUUGUAGAUAAUUGAAUUAGCUUUACAACCAUAGGUCGUGGGCCCUCACCCGACAUCGGGAUCAAAAGUUAUGACCCUUUUACUGAACGAACAUGCAGGCAGUGGAAUAAGUCAGCGCGAACGCGCCAAGAAGCUGCGCGAACGCGCUGACCAUUUUCUAGGUCGGUGCAACCCAAGCCUAGAAGCUUGUAAGAAGGGCUUUACCCCCUUAAACAGCACCCUCUAAGCUUCCCCAAACCUCUGGAAACUUCCACCAACUUCCACUCAUCAAUUUUCACGCAAAUCAAAGUAUAAUUCCCAAAUUCUGGUCCAGGCGACGUAUAGUUACAACUACAAAAUUGUAUAGUGAUGCGUUAUGGAUUAAGCUCAAGGUGGAGAAGUGAAGAUACGGCAAUAUUAUCGAGAUAAAGGUACGAAUCACUUCCUAUUUAUGUUAGUACCGGCUUAGUUAUGGAGAAAACGUGGUUAAAUAAUUAUAUAACGGGUUGGUUAGUUGUGGAAGUUGGAAAACAGCGUGUGGGCUGUUCUAUGGAAUACUUUGGAGUUGGAAAUGAUGUUAUUGGUGUUGAUAUUUUUAUUGUUGUUGUUGGUUUAUGAAUUGAGAAUUGAGCUAGGCAUAUAAACAGGGGAGAUGCUGCCCGAAUUUCGGCAGAUUUUAAGGAGAUUAAAUUUGAAGUCUUAGGAUAAGUAUACAGCAAUAGGCCUAACCAUAUUAUGAAUGGUCUUAUAUGUAGAUUGUGAGACCGGAUAGGUGGGAAAGCCGAGACGUGAGUUCUCAGGUAUGUUAAGGCUCGUCCCUUUCUUUCAAAGGCAUGAUUCCUAUGUUAUGAUUCCAUAAAUGUUUCCAUAACCGCCUUGUUUUCAAAAGCUCGAAGUUCAUGACUCUUAAAGCCUUUUAUGAUGUUAAAUGGAAUAUGUUCUACGAUGAUUGUGACGAUGAUGAUUCUCUUCUUUUGAAACUCCGAAGCUAUGAUUUAAGGGCAUUAUGAGACUAUUGAGCCAUUCCAUGAAUCCCUUAACCGUACAUAUUGUUGAUGGUCUCACCUCAUGUUACUCGUUCCUAAGAGGUGAGAUAUAGCAAUGAUAACGAUUCUAUUUCUAGUGCUACCUAAGUUCAUGAUUCUCGAGACUCUCGUGACAUCGUCGAUUUCAUCUUGCGGUGGUUGAUCCUUCAAGGAUUGAUAUGAUGAUAAUGUAAUGCUAAUGAUGACGUUGAUUUUAUUUAUGUAUUUUUAUGUGUAUAUAUGUAUGUAUGUAUGCAUUGCAUCCCACUGAUCAGUUGGGUAUAACAUCGAGUCCCGCAAGGGCCGAGUACGGAUAACAUCGAGUCCCGCAAGGGCCGAGUACGGAUAACAUCGAGUCCCGAAAGGGCUGGGUACAGAUAACACCGAGUCCCGAAAGGGCCGGGUACGGAUAUGACAGAUGUAUGUAUAGUAAGUGUAUGUGAAUGCAUAUGUAUGUAUGUUGUGUAUGGAUGUGUAUGAAAUGUUUUUCCUGUAGACGAGUAGUUUACAUGACAUAGAUCUUAAGAAGAGUACGAGGUAUAAUUACUUACUUAUCUUAUGUUAUCUUCAUUCCGAUAUCAUACUAUUAUUCAUGCCUUACAUACUCAGUACAUUGUUCGUACUGAUGUCCUUUCUUGUGGAUGCGCGUUCA
Messenger RNA from Lycium barbarum (goji berry), 9163 nucleotides. RefSeq lists its product as uncharacterized. The transcript is spliced from 2 exons. The record is from RefSeq and is a predicted model, not a curated record. Lineage: Eukaryota; Viridiplantae; Streptophyta; Magnoliopsida; Solanales; Solanaceae. The coding region runs from base 3377 to 4339 and encodes 320 amino acids.